Molecule: messenger RNA, 2085 nt
Organism: Closterium sp. Yama58-4
Lineage: Eukaryota; Viridiplantae; Streptophyta; Zygnematophyceae; Desmidiales; Closteriaceae
Source: the annotation of a GenBank genome assembly
AUGCAUCCCCGCAACUCGUUUGCUGCUUACCUGGAAGUGGUGAAGCUGCAGAGCCAGCCUUGGACUGACGCUGAGGUGGACGCCAUGCAAGGGUUGCGCCUCAUAGUGAAGGACUCGCUGCCCCACCCCGAGCCUCAGGACCUGAAGCUGAAAAUCCAGGCCCAGUUGAACGCGGAGCGUUUAACCAUCCAAUCUCAAUUGAAAGAGGUAGCUCGAACACUUGAGAAUCAACUGGAGUCGGCCCACACGCCCAUCAUUGGCAUCAGCAGCGACGGCACCGUCACCGAGUUCAACAGCAAGGCCGCCCACAUCACGCGGCGGUCCAAAGUUGAGGUGCUGGGGAGCAACUUCUUUGCGAGCGUGCUCGCUCCCGAGUCUCACGCGCACUUCGUGGCUGCUAUUGAGGUGCUGGCGGAAGGGGAUGAUGUUCAGCCGUUUGAUGUGGCUCUGCUGGCGAGGUCGGCUGAAUCUGCUGACGCCGCCGCCGCUGCUGCUGCUGCUGCUGAUGCUGCUGAUGCUGCUGCUGGUGGGGUUGGUGGUUCGGCAGCAGCAGGAGGAGCAGGAGGGAGAGGAGGAAGGGGUGGAGGAGGAGAGGGAGGGGCGGUGGGGGAGUUGGAUCGGCUGGUGCAUGUGCUGGUGAGCGCGUAUGGGCAGCACGACCGGCAUGGCAACCUGAUGAGCGUGCGGCUGAUGGGGCAAGACAUCACCGCGCUCAAAGUGCUGGCUGGGGAGUACAAGAUGCCCGAGGCAGAGGCUCGGGCAGCUGUGGACCAAUCAGAUCUGUUGGUUUUCACCGUGGACGAGUGCGGGCGGGUGACCGAGUGGAACGCUGCCAUGGAGCAGACCAGCGGGCUGCCCCGAGAAAAAGUUGUGGGCAGGCGGCUUGUGGGGGAGGUGCUUAGCAGCAAUCCCAUGCUGCUCAUUCCCGAUCAGGAUAACUUGGUGAUGUUUGAGAUAGCACUCUGCCAGGCACUCAAUGGGAGGGACACGAGGAACCACGAGCUGCAGCUCAAGACGUGGGACGGCCGUCCCAUGGACACGCUCCUGCACAUCAUCAGCAGGCGCUCCCCCACAGGCGAGCCGGUGGGAGCAACGUGCUUCAUGCAAGAUGUGGUGGAGAGGAGAGCAGCGGAGAAUGCAUCGGCGAUGAAGAUGGUGGCAGAGGCGGCUAGCCAGGCCAAAACAAUGCAGCUGGCGUGCCUGUGCCACGAGCGAGGUGAAACGAGGGUUGACAGGGCAGCAGAGAAUGCAUCGGCAAUGAAGAUGGUGGCAGAUGCGGCGAGUCGGGCCAAAACCAUGCAGCUGGCGUGCCUGUGCCACGAGUGCGGCAAUGUGUUGGACCUGAGCAAGCUAGAGGAGGGCAAGCUGGAGGUGGAGAGCGAUCUAGCACUGUUAUUCACUCCUUAUCACCCCUCUGCAUCCCUCGUCACAUCUUCCCACCUGUCCGUAACUGUUCUCCCCAACAGCAAGUAUCUUCGCCGUGUGGUGGACAAUGUGUUGGAUCUCAGCAAGCUAGAGGAGGGAAAGCUGGAGGUGGAGAGCGAGCCAUUUGAGCUCAUCCACGUGGUGGACGCCGUGAUAGCCCAGUUGGAGGUGGAGAGCGAGACGUUUGAGCUCAUUCACGUGGUGGACGCCGUGAUAGCCCAGGAGCAUGAGAACGCGGGGGACAAGGGUCUACAAGUCUUCUGCUCGGUGGAGCCGCAGUGUGCCGACGUGAUUGUAAAGGGCGACAAGCACCGCGUGCAGCAGAUUGUAGCAAAUUUCUUCCGUAACGCUGUGGAGUACACCGAACAAGGCUGGGUCGAGGUGCAGCUCUAUAAGGCAUCUGGCGAAGCGGCUAAUAACGAGUACGGAAGAGACGUGCUGGCCGGAAGGCUCGUGCACGGGCAGCAGUCCGGGCAGCGGAGUGGGCAGGGCCGAAACGUUUCGACUGACGAUGCGGAGGAGAUGUUUCCGUUUGUCUUCUGUGUGGCGGAUUCAGGGCCAGGGUUGAGUGAGGAGCAGCGGCAGCAUGUGUUUUCGGGCAUGGAUCCCAGCUUAGCACCAGCCAUCUCUUGUGGCGCUUCCGACACUGAAUCGCGGUGA